Messenger RNA from Podospora anserina S mat+, 1641 nucleotides. RefSeq lists its product as uncharacterized. The coding region runs from base 1 to 1641 and encodes 546 amino acids. Gene Ontology annotation, molecular function: iron ion binding; oxidoreductase activity, acting on paired donors, with incorporation or reduction of molecular oxygen; heme binding. The record is from RefSeq and is a predicted model, not a curated record. The transcript is spliced from 2 exons. Lineage: Eukaryota; Fungi; Ascomycota; Sordariomycetes; Sordariales; Podosporaceae.
AUGUUCGAGGCUAGCAACGGGGCAUGCAUUGCCCUGUUUGCAUCGCUCCUUGCCUUGAUAGUGAUUUUUGGGAGAAAAAAGCUCUAUCCAAAGCCGUAUCCUCAAAUCCCGUACAAUGCCCAUUCAGCAAAGCGAAUCAUGGGCGAUUUGCCAGAUCUGAUUCCCGCCAUCAAGGCCACCAAAGCAAACUCCGAGUCCAUCUACCGCAUCACCACGCAAAAGCUCGGCAGUCCGAUCGCCCAGCUCCUCCUACCAGGAAAUCCGAUGAUCAUCCUGUCCGAUCCUUACGAGAUCGAACGUAUUCUGCGCAGUAACCAAUUUGACAAGUCGGCCUGGUCCCUUUCUGUGGUUGGCCCGCUCUUCUCCAAAGCUACACUAUCGCAACUCACCACUCCGGAGCUUAAGGCGCAGAAAAGGCUCUGGGGAGAUGUCACAGGCCUGGACUUUUUGAAGCGAACAGCGGCUCCGAAGUCCUACAGCUCAACAGUCGAGCUGGUCGAACUUUGGCGCCUGAAAGCAACCACCGCCCACAAGGGCCAACCAUUCAACGUUUUAGAAGACUUGAAAAACGCGGCCCUGGACGCCGUAUGGGUGUCCAUUAUCGGUGAGGAGCCUGGGACUCUGAGGUAUGAGAAGAGGAAGCUGGAACACGAACUGAAGGGUCAACAAUUCGACGAUCCCGCGCCGCCAGGAUCUUUCAUGAAGGAACAAGUGGAAUACAUAGUUGAUACCAUCAUGGACGCCAGCGCAACACCGUUUCCAGCCUGGGCGGUCAAGCUGGAGGUCUUGAAGCCACGUUUCCGCAGGUUCAGGAAGGUUGUGACACGGGAAAUGAGCCGUGCGAUGAAGAAGGCUUUGACGAGAUAUGAAGGCCUGGACCUGGACAGUCUUGGGAAGGAUUCCAUUGAUACAUGUGCCAUGGAUCUCGUUCUCCGCAAACAAGCUCUACAAGCCAAGAAGGCGGGCGUGGAACCUUCAGAUCCGGCAAAGGACGUUGCUAUGCUCGACGAGCUGUUUGUUUUGCUCAUUGGUGUAGGUAGCCCGAUGUUCUCCCACUCUGCCAACGCUUUACUAACUAUGCCAGGGCCACGACUCCACCGCCAACACUCUGGCAUGGCUGACAUUCCUUACCUUGAUGCCGCCUGUGAGGAGGCCCUCCGUCUGUCGGGAACUUCCAACGGCGUUCUUCGCUCCCCUCUGCAGGACACCACCAUCCUGGGAUAUCCCGUUCCAAAGGGCUCGAUCAUCUACAUGAAUAUCCAUGUGAAUCACUCAUCGGUUCUAGCGGAUGAGUCCCAGCGCACCGAGACCGGCAAAGCUGCUCGUCAGAAGAAGGACGACGGCUUCAAGACACCUGCCGGAAGGGAUCUUGGAACCUAUGAGCCCAGGAGAUGGUUGGUCAGGGAUGAGACGGGGAAGGAAAAGUUCAAUCCAAAUGCUCUUCCACAGCUGGCCUUUGGCGCAGGUGUUCGAAUGUGCUUCGGGAGGAGACUAGCCGUAAUGCAAUUCCGCAUUGCUGUUACACUUCUCAUACUCAGCUUCGAGUUUCAAGAAGUACCAAAAGGAAUGCAGUCCAUGGCAUGCAUCGAGAGAUUGUUUCGAACCCCACAACAGCCUUACGCCAAACUGAGAGUACUCUGA